ACCUCUUUGUGCGAGUGCAGUUUGCGCGCGCGCAUGUGUGUCACUUCGUUCGUACCUCAACAGCAAUUUGGUGACAACUUCUGUUGCGUUAUACGUUGCUAGUUAUAUUGCUCGAGCGACUUUCUACAGCAAGGGCUGCGUGGAGCAAACCAUCAGAGUGAAGGCUUUUAUUUUUGAGUUAGCGGAGCGCAUCGGUCUUCUGCUCGGGCGAAGAGAGACGAGACUCCUUUGGUAUUCUCCUUCUACGACUUCUAAACGGGACCCUGUGGUUGAGUCUGCUGAAGAACAUAUAGGAGAAUCCUGUGGAGUCUGUCUUCUCUUAACCCAGCAUGAGGCAGCACACAGUUUCUCUCACUGUUGCACAGCUCCUGUAGCUCAGAGAUGCAGCACAUGUCACAAAGAGAGAAUUCUGGCUUUUUGCAGAUGUUAUGAGCAACCGUUGCACUUGGUGAGCUGCAGUCCCAGACAAGCCAAUGAGAGGAUGGCCAGACGUCACAUGGUCUCCAGAGCUGCCAUCCAGCUGGUUCUGCUGAUUCCGCUCAGUGUGCUGGAGCUCACAGAGUCAUAUACUCCACCUCGCUUUACUCAGACGCCCAUUGAUCAGACAGGUGUGCAAGGGGGUGUGGCCUCCUUUGUGUGCCAGGCAACAGGAGAGCCACAGCCCAGAAUCACCUGGAGCAGGAAAGGCAAAAAAGUCACCAGUCAGAGAUUUGAGGUGAUUGACUUUGAGGACGGCUCCAGUUCAGUCCUCCGCGUGCAGCCCCUUCGUACCCCCCGCGAUGAAGCCAUCUAUGAGUGCGUAGCGUCCAACACAGUUGGCGAGAUCAGCAUCUCCACCCGCCUCACCGUCCUCCGCGAGGACCAGCUCCCUCCUGGCUUCCCAACCAUAGAUAUGGGCCCUCAGCUGAAAGUGGUGGAGCGUUCCCGCACCGCCACCAUGCUGUGUGCAGCCAGUGGCACCCCGGACCCUGAGAUCACCUGGUUUAAGGAUUUCCUUCCCAUCAGUACGCAUGCUCACGGGCGAAUCAAACAGCUGCGUUCAGAGUCCUUUGGGGGUACACCAAUCAGAGGUGCACUGCAAAUUGAUCAGAGCGAGGCGAACGAUCAGGGGAAAUACGAAUGUGUCGCUACAAACAGUGCUGGAACACGGUAUUCUACACCUGCCAACCUGUACGUCAGAGAACUUAGAGAUGUGCGACGUGUCCCACCACGGUUCUCAGUCCAGCCGAUGGAUUAUGAGAUUAUGCCCGGGGGUGGAGUCAACAUCACAUGUCAGGCAGUGGGUGUGCCUAUGCCAUAUGUGAAGUGGAUGCUGGGAACAGAGGAUCUGACCCCAGAGGAGGACAUGCCAAUCGGGAAGAAUGUGCUAGAGCUCUCAGACGUCCGUCAGUCCGCCAACUACACUUGCGUAGCCAUGUCCACUCUUGGGGUUAUCGAAAGUGUUGCACAGAUCACUGUGAAAGCUCUCCCAAACCCUCCAGGAGCCCCUGUUGUGAUGGAGCGCUCUGCCACCAGUAUAACUUUGAUGUGGGACAGCGGAAACCCACUUCCCAUUUCCUAUUACAUCAUCCAGCACCGUCCCACCUCCUCCCGCGACCACUUCAAGGAAAUCGACUUUGUGGCAACAACGCGGUACAGCGUAGGGGGCCUCAGCCCCUACUCUCAUUAUCACUUCCGGGUGAUAGCCGUGAACUCUAUUGGGCGCGGACCACCAAGCCCCACAGUGGAGGCACGGACAGCCGAGCAAGCCCCUAGCUCGCCGCCACGUAGGGUCAGGGGUCGCAUGCUUAGCAUCUCCACUGCGAUGGUGCAAUGGGAGGAGCCAGAGGAGGCGAAUGGGCAAGUGGUUGGCUACAGGGUGUAUUACACGUCAGAUUCAGCCCUGCCUGUCAGCCAGUGGGAAAAGGAAAUUGUUCGUGGGGCAAAUUUCUUGACCAUACAAGACAUGACGCCAAAUAAAACCUAUUACAUUAGAGUCCUGGCUUUCACAGCUGUUGGAGAUGGACCUCUCUCUAAUGACCUGCACAUUAUUGCCAAAACAGGAGUUCCUUCGCAGCCCACUGAGCUGAAAGUGGAUGUGAAGUCCGAAACAAGCAUCCUGCUCUCCUGGCUCCCACCAGCUCACAGUGGCACUGACACUAUCACUGGAUACGAGCUCAUCUUCCGGCUUGGUGACCAAGCAGAGCAGAAUCUCCAUGUCCUGCAGAAGGUCUACUUUGAUCCGAGCUCCAGCUACCUUCUGAAGAACCUUAAGCCGUUCUCCACCUAUGUUAUGCAGCUGGCGGCCCGUAGCAAGCAUGGUGUGGGCGCCUUCACCGGGGAGCUCACUGUGCAGACUCCGCAAACACUGUUUGCUGUAAACUUUCGCGUGAAAGCAGCUAUGAAGAGUUCAGUACUGCUGGCCUGGGAACCAAGAACUCCCCCAAACAAGGCCCAGACUUUCAUUAUCACAUAUGGAGAUGGCAAGACCAUAGAGGUAGAUGGCCGGCUCGGCCAGCAGCUGCUCAGUAAGCUGAAGCCGCAGUCACUUUACUCCUUCCUGCUGACCAGCAAAGCCGAUGGCACCGGAGGCCUGCAGCACCGUGCGGAGGCCAUGACAGCUCCAGACCUGCUUCCUGGCAAACCCCAUUUGCUGGAAAAGGCCAGCUCGCAGAGCACAGCCACAGUGCAACUCCCAAGUGUGCAGGGACAAGCUAAUGCCAGGGGCUUCUACAUCGUCGUUGUCCCACUUAAGAGGCAGAGAGGUGGAAACUUCCAGAAUCCUUGGAGUGAACCAGAUGAAAUGAAUCUGGAUGACCUGCUGAGAGAGAUUAACGGCACGGGGCGAUCGGCACGUCUGCGUAGGCAAGCCGAGCCAAAGGCAUACAUCAGUGCCCACUUCCAGAACCUUCCAUCUGAGUUCAAGCUAGGAGAUAGACGUGUGUACGGAACGUUCCUGAACCGACAACUUCUCACUGGGCAGGAGUAUGUGUGCUUCGUGCUGGCUAUCUUGGAGCUGGGGCAGAAUACCGUGUUCUCAACCAGCCCAUUCUCCGAACCAGUGGCAUUCACUGACAUGGAACCACAGCCAAUUGUGGAUGAGGAGGAGGGUCUUCUCUGGGUGGUGGGGCCAGUGCUGGCUGUCAUCUUCAUCAUCAGCAUCGUCAUCCUCAUCCUCCUUUUUAAGAGCAAGCCAGACAGGAAACGGACAGACUUGGAGGGCAGGAAGUGCAGCUUCCCGAGCAGCAGUAAAGCCAUGAGCUCCCAGCAUCCCUCUGACCCUGUGGAGCUACGCAGAAUCAACUUCCCCACACCUGGUUUGCGCUCGUCUGGUUAUCGCCGGUUACCAAGUAUGGCGAGCCAUCCACCAGUCACUAUCUCGGAACUACCCAAUUACAUAGAGAGGAUGAAAGCCAAUGAAAAUUUGAGGUUUUCUCAAGAGUAUGAGUCUAUUGACCCUGGGCAGCAGUUCUCAUGGGACCACUCCAACCUGGAGAUAAACAAGCCAAAGAACCGUUAUGCUAAUGUCAUUGCCUACGACCACACCAGAGUUGUACUCUCGAGCUGCGAAGGUCAGCCAAGCAGUGACUAUAUCAAUGCCAACUUCAUCGAUGGCUACCGGCGGCAGGGAGCAUACAUUGCCACCCAGGGGCCGACGCCUGAGACCAUCAGUGACUUCUGGAGGAUGGUGUGGGAGCAGCAUACAGCCAACAUCAUCAUGAUCACCAAACUAGAAGAGAAGUCCAGGAUGUCCUCCUACUUCUUCUCCAAGAAUAAGUGUGAUCAGUACUGGCCCAGCAGAGGCUCAGAGACAUAUGGACUGAUGCAGGUCUCCGUGCUGGACACUGUGGAGCUCGCCUCGUACUGCGUCCGGACCUUUGCCCUCUUUAAGAGUGGCAGCGUAGAGAAGCGAGAGGUCCGGCAGUUCCAGUAUACAGCAUGGCCGGACCAUGGUGUCCCUGAACACCCGACCCCCUUCCUGGCCUUUCUCCGCCGGGUCAAAGCCUGUAAUCCUCCGGAUGCUGGCCCAAUCGUCAUCCACUGCAGUGCGGGCGUGGGUCGCACGGGCUGCUUCAUUGCCAUCGACGCCAUGCUGGAGCGUGUCAGGCAGGAAAAGACGGUUGACGUGUAUGGGCAUGUCACACUCAUGCGCUCCCAGCGUAACUACAUGGUGCAGACGGAGGAGCAGUACAUCUUCAUCUAUGAUGCACUGUUGGAGGCGGUGGCUUGCGGCAACACUGAGGUGCCUGCCCGCAGCCUCUAUGCCUACAUCCAGAGGCUGGCGCAGGCUGAACUGCCCGACAACAUCAGCGGCAUGGAGCAGGAGUUCAAAAGGUUAGCCAACGCAAGGGCACAUAACUCCCGAUUUGUGAGUGCCAAUCUGCCCUGCAACAAGUUCAAAAACCGACUGGUCAACAUUAUGCCCUACGAGACCACACGAGUUUGUCUGCAGCCCAUCCGUGGGGUGGAAGGCUCCGACUAUGUCAAUGCCAGCUUUAUAGAUGGCUACAGGCAGCAGAGGGCAUACAUUGCCAGUCAGGGCCCACUGGCUGAGACAGCGGAAGACUACUGGAGGAUGCUGUGGGAGCACAAUUCCACCAUUGUGGUGAUGCUUACCAAACUCCGUGAGAUGGGACGGGAGAAGUGCCAUCAGUACUGGCCUUCUGAACGCUCAGCACGCUACCAGUACUUUGUUGUGGAUCCCAUGGCUGAGUACAACAUGCCACAAUAUAUCCUGAGAGAGUUUAAAGUUACUGAUGCCAGGGAUGGCCAGUCCAGAACGGUUCGGCAGUUCCAGUUCACUGAUUGGCCGGAGCAAGGUGUGCCAAAGUCUGGAGAAGGCUUCAUCGAUUUCAUUGGCCAAGUGCACAAAACAAAAGAGCAGUUUGGUCAGGACGGGCCAAUAACCGUACAUUGCAGUGCUGGUGUUGGGAGGACAGGUGUGUUUAUCACUUUGAGUAUAGUGUUAGAGAGGAUGCGUUAUGAGGGAGUAGUCGACAUCUUCCAAACUGUUAAAAUGCUGCGAACACAAAGACCAGCCAUGGUGCAAACAGAGGAACAGUACCAGUUUUGCUACCGUGCAGCACUGGAAUACCUGGGCAGUUUUGAUCACUAUGCAACAUAAUGUUUCUGCUUUCUGUGGACCACCAGGACAUGUUUCUCUCAUUACCCCCAUGCUGAGUCACUGUCUCCCAGUGCCAUUGUCUUUACAAUGUCUGUGCAGUAUACUGUGACACUGAAUCCUUGGGUGAUAAAAGAUUUCCUGCUUCAGUUUAAGGUGGCUCUGAAUUGAUUUCAGCCCAAUUUAUCAAACUCAUUACUGAAGAUAAUCCAGCUUUGUAGUUUGUAGAUCUGGUUGUUCAGAAAGCACAAAUAUAAGAUGGAGAUACAAUGAAAAAUCUUGUGUGUGACAGGGUGGAUCUACUAAAGUCUUUACAGUACAGAACUAAUUUGUCUAAGUUGUCUGGAUUGGUUGAACAGUUGCUAUAGACUCUGUGGACAAAGUGCCCGGGAGACAGGUAGUCAAACUUAAUUAAUCAAAAACAUUGUGUAAAGUAUUUUUAAAUGAAUUUAGCCACAAUUAGUUACAUCACCAAUUGUAGCGUGGACAUUACCAAGUCACUUUCUGCUGUGACCGAAAAGAGACUGGGACUAAUAUUUAAUCACAGAAAUUUUGGGGGGCACUGUUUCAGCCUACACACCGAGACACAUGAAACGGAGGACCAUUAGCAGUGUUACGUUCAAAUGCUGUGCAAUAAGGAAUAUAAAAAAAGAACCCAGACUGAUAAAUUCACAGAGUAAUUUUAUCAUUUGUUGAAUCAUAAAUUAAACUGUGUGUAUCUAUAUAUACACACACACACACACACACACACACACACACAAAUCUUGAUAUGUGCUUAUAUAAUGUCAAGAUUCAAAUGUGUGGCACUAAAUUGUGCACACAUGCCAACGACAUCCUCUGAUAGAGAAACAGCUGCUUUUAUUUGAAUGUUAUUUCUUUGUUUUGUUUUGGGUUUUUUUUGCUUCACUUGAAAUGACCAAAUUGAGAAAGUUUUGAAAUUCACCUCAUCAAAACCUGUAUGAUGACAUGUUCAAUACAUCAACACAGAUGGCCAGUUCAGCAGUAUUAGUGCCUUAUCAUAGUUUUAAACAUUUUAAAUUGUUUAGUGUUUGAUUCACUAUCAUUUAUGUCUAGCUGCAUUUUAUGAUUUUGAACAUAUUUAAACUAUAAAGAAUAAUUCCAUGGGCCACUGAAAAUCAUAAUGUUUCUAUAAUCCUUUCUUCUUAUAAUAACAUGCACACAAUAGUAGUACUUUUUUUUACAAAGCCAUAUUGAUCAGCCCAAGUUUCAGCAGCCACGGCCUUUAUGAAUUGUUUCUACUUAUUGUAUAUGCAUGUACAUUUUUAGAAAGACUCAAAUAUUAGCCCCUAUUCAUGAAUUUUGAAAAGCACUUGUAUUUGAUAUAGUAACAUGUUUUAUUUUUCAUUUCAGAGGCAAUGUGAACAAAUUAGUAAACUCUUACACUUUUUCAUUUUUAUGCCUUAUUUGGAAAAUUGUACUCGUUCUAUGUUUUUGCUUCUUGGGGAGUGCUCAGUGUUUAAAAACAAAAUAGUGAGGUGCUGUGUUAUCCUUUUGUUUUGGACUUGUUUACUUUAUGGGCAUUUUCACAUAAGAUGUUUAAUAGUUUAAAAGGGAUUCUUGGGGUUUAAGUUUUCUCCUAUAUAGUUUCCAAUAAGAAGUAAACCUUUCAUUGAUAACAGUGAACAAUGAUCAGCUAAAUGAUUUUUGAUUCUCAACAAGUAUCUUAAGGACCUCUCAGGUCAUUCACCUUUAAUCUCAGAAAAAAAUUUAUUUUAAUGUUUUUUGAAUACUAAAUUAUUUUUUGCCAAUCAGUUGCCCAGCAAUCUAUUAGUACCCCACAAAGAUCUGCUGUGACCCCAUUUAGCAAAAACCUUUCAUUGCAGAUUAGGGGUCCAAGCACCCCAGGAACCAGCUAUCGAUAUGUGAAAAUGCUCUUAGCGUCUCUGUUCUUGACAGUGGCCAUGGUGUUUUCCACACUAGGGAACAGCCUCUUUGGCUUUUGGGAAGUGUCUGCACUCUUGUUCUAUGCACUAACCCUUAUUAAUUCUUCAGCACGGAAUGUUACUUAUGCCGUCUGAGAAAAAAAUAUCACUGUAUUGCUCACAGUGUGUGCAUGUUGAGCUCUAAAAUGACUAUCUAUUGGUGUCAAAGUUUAAAGAGAAUAUACACUUGUAGUGUUAGCAUUUAAUGUUUUACAGGUGACAGGAUGGUGCGAGAGAGGCUCUUGCUCUAAAUUCUCUGUCAGGAUUACAGUAAUUAAAAGAGUGGACAUACCAUUUGCAAUGAAUAAAUGAAUGAAUGUUAUACGUGGAGCCAAAGGUUCAGUUGAUUUAAUUUAAACAUUCUGUGUGGCUCCUCUGUAACAUGUAUGACAAUACUGUCCUCCUCUAAUCUUCUACUGCAUUUGAGGCAUUUCUCUGUAUUUCUGCAGUUGAAAUUAACACGUUUAUAAUGACUAAAGUUCUAAAUUGCAAAAACUCUACCAUUUGCCUUUGAAAUUAGACUAAUAUAAUGGUGUGGUUUCAUCAUACAAGUUUGUUUCUUUGUUUUUAUAUAUUGCCAAUCUUGGUUGUUUAUUUAGCAUUAGUUGGCUUUUCAUUUCUGUCUCCCAUGCUGUCUGAAAUGUGGAUACACUCUUUGGCUUAUUUGUGAAACUGAUGCUUUACCUAGAAAUAUACCUUCACAGCCAACAGUCUAUGUGACCAAAUAUGCAUUUUACUGCCAAUUUCACAUUGUCAAAUGUUAAUGGAAGAGUUUCUGUAAUUUUACUUGUCAGUUAAUGUGAACACAAGGAAGGCCUGUCUAUGAUCAUUUACCUCUGAUUUCGUAGGAAAUGUAAAUAUUUUAGAGAAGUACUCAAGAUUUUUUAAUUUUCCUACUUAUGUUGUAAUGACUGACUUGUGUGAGAAUACAGUGGUAUUCAUGGAGCUCUUUAUUUGUUACAAAUAAAUUGGGAAGAAAUGUGUGAGCA
This is a messenger RNA of Electrophorus electricus (electric eel), 8033 nucleotides long. NCBI's taxonomy places the organism in Eukaryota, Metazoa, Chordata, Actinopteri, Gymnotiformes, Gymnotidae. The record is from RefSeq and is a predicted model, not a curated record.